Messenger RNA from Penicillium angulare, 684 nucleotides. RefSeq lists its product as uncharacterized. The transcript is spliced from 3 exons. The record is from RefSeq and is a predicted model, not a curated record. Lineage: Eukaryota; Fungi; Ascomycota; Eurotiomycetes; Eurotiales; Aspergillaceae. Bases 1 to 684 code for a protein of 227 amino acids.
AUGGCUGCUCUCCGCACAACUCGAAUUCGAAACCCCGCACUCUUCGUUUGCGACAUCCAAGAUAAAUUCCGCAAUGGAAUCUACGAAUUUUCCAAACUGUACAUUAACCCAUUAAUUCACCCACCCAUCCACCCACCUGCAUCGAAGACAACUAACAACUUGAACCUCAGAGUCUCAACAACCGAAAAAAUGGCCCGAGCAGCAUCAACCCUCCAAUUCCCAGUAUACAUAACGACCCAAAACCGCUCAAAACUCGGCAACACCGUCUCAGAACUAAGCACCCAUCUCCAAGGCCCACACAUCAAAGCCGACGUAGAUAAAACACUAUUCUCAAUGAUCACGCCUGAGAUCAAGGCAUUGCUCCCCUCUGACCCUGCAGCAUUGGAUGCUAUCAUCGUUGGUAUUGAGACGCAUAUCUGUGUUACGCAAACGACUCUUGAUCUUUUGGCUAAGGGUCAUCGAGUUUAUAUUCUUGUUGAUGGCGUGAGCAGUAUCAAUAAGGAAGAGAGGAAGAUUGCGUUGGAUCGAUUGAGAGAUGCGGGGGCUAUUAUUACUAGUAGUGAGAGCUUGUUGUUUGAAAUUUUGGGGGAUGCGAAGCAUGACGCGUUUAGGACUGUUAGUGGGCUUGUCAAGGAGACGAAGGGAGAGACGAAGGGAGCUUUGGAGGUCUUUUCGAAGAUCUGA